Messenger RNA from Coffea arabica (coffee), 2698 nucleotides. Its product is annotated as probable 1-deoxy-D-xylulose-5-phosphate synthase 2, chloroplastic. NCBI's taxonomy places the organism in Eukaryota, Viridiplantae, Streptophyta, Magnoliopsida, Gentianales, Rubiaceae. Gene Ontology annotation, biological process: terpenoid biosynthetic process. The record is from RefSeq and is a predicted model, not a curated record. Gene Ontology annotation, molecular function: 1-deoxy-D-xylulose-5-phosphate synthase activity.
CAAGUAGAAGCUCAAUUUUCAGCUUUCCUAGAGAACCAUCGUUCGCUCUUCUCUCAAACUCCAGUUUGAUCAGCAACCAACUGGCAGCCUCAGAGAGAGAGAGAGAGAGAGAGAUUUACACACACAAUACACACUGAGAAAUGGUGUCAUAUGGUGUUCUCCCUAGGGCCAAUUUCCUCCCGUUGCUCUAUCCCCAAGAUGGUCUUUCUUCUUCAAGCCUCUUACCUUCCACCAUUCCUUGUAUUCCCAGCAACAAGCGAAAGUUCUCUGGGGUAGUAGCUGUUCACCAGGAAAAUGAAGCUAGUGAUGAAAGCGAUGUCCUAGUGAAGACGAGGCAGGAUGGACAGCAGAAGAGAAUCCUCAAUUUCUCUGGGGCGAAGCCUAAGACUCCAAUUCUGGAUACCAUUAAUUACCCCGUUCACAUGAAGAAUCUUUCAGUUGAGGAGCUUGAAAAAUUAGCUGAUGAACUCCGGGAAGAGAUCGUGUAUACGGUGUCCAAGAUUGGUGGCCAUCUUAGUGCAAGCCUGGGUGUUGCAGAACUUACCGUUGCACUUCACCAUGUAUUCAACACUCCUGACGACAAAAUCAUCUGGGAUGUCGGUCACCAGACAUACCCACACAAAAUCUUGACGGGUAGGAGGUCAAGAAUGCAUACAAUUCGACAGACCUUCGGACUUGCCGGAUUUCCCAAAAGGGAUGAAAGCGCGCAUGAUGCAUUUGGGGCUGGCCAUAGUUCAACAAGUAUUUCAGCUGGCUUAGGAAUGGCCGUUGGAAGAGAUCUGGUUGGGAAGGACAAUCAUGUAAUAUCAGUGAUUGGAGAUGGAGCCAUGACAGCAGGACAGGCAUACGAAGCAAUGAACAAUGCAGGCUUUCUUGAUUCGAAUCUCAUUAUAAUCUUGAACGACAACAAACAAGUCUCCCUCCCCACAGCCACUCUUGAUGGUCCUGCCCCUCCUGUUGGAGCUUUGAGCAAGGCCUUAACAAAGCUGCAAUCAAGCAGAAAAUUUCGCCAACUUCGCGAAGCAGCAAAAGGGGUGACAAAGCAACUAGGCGGCAAAACUCAUGAACUUGCAGCCAAAGUCGAUAGUGCCGUUAGGGGAAUGGUUAGUGGCUCAGGGGCCCCUCUAUUUGAAGAAUUGGGACUAUAUUACAUUGGUCCAGUCGAUGGCCACAAUAUGGAAGACCUUGUGUACAUUUUCAAGAAGGUGAAGUCUAUGCCUGCACCAGGACCGGUCCUUAUUCACAUCAUAACAGAAAAAGGAAAAGGAUACACUCCUGCAGAAGUAGCUGCAGAUAAAAUGCAUGGAGUUGUGAAAUUUGAUCCUCAGACUGGAAAACAAUUCAAGUCAAGUUCAAAGACAAAAGCAUAUACUACAUACUUUGCGGAGUCUCUGGUAGCAGAAGCAGAGCAAGAUGAAAAGAUAGUAGCUAUUCAUGCCGCCAUGGGAGGUGGUACCGGUCUCAAUAUAUUCCAGAAACGCUUUCCUGAACGAUGUUUUGAUGUUGGGAUCGCAGAGCAGCAUGCUGUUACUUUUGCUGCUGGUUUAGCUACAGAAGGGCUCAAGCCCUUUUGUGCUAUCUACUCAUCUUUCCUGCAGAGGGGUUACGAUCAGGUGGUUCACGAUGUAGACCUUCAAAAACUUCCUGUGAGGUUUGCUAUGGAUAGAGCUGGACUUGUAGGCGCAGACGGUCCGACACAUUGUGGGGCAUUUGACACCACUUAUAUGGCUUGUCUGCCUAAUAUGGUUGUCAUGGCACCAGCGGAUGAGGCUGAACUAAUGCACAUGAUUGCAACUGCUGCAGUUAUUGAUGACAGGCCGAGUUGCUUUAGGUACCCAAGAGGAAAUGGCAUUGGUGCGGCACUUCCGCCCAAUAACAAAGGAACUCCACUGGAGAUUGGCAAGGGAAGGAUAUUGAGGGAAGGAACCAGGGUAGCCAUUUUGGGUUAUGGAACGAUAGUGCAAAACUGUUUAGCUGCCGCUCAGGUUCUUCAAGCCGUUGGAGUAUCAGCCACUGUUGCUGAUGCGCGAUUCUGCAAGCCUCUGGAUGGAAAAUUGAUCCGAGAACUUGUUCAGGAGCAUGAAGUCCUCCUCACUGUUGAAGAAGGAUCUAUUGGAGGAUUUGGAUCUCACGUCUCACACUUUUUGGGCUUGAACGGUUUACUAGAUGGAAAUCUAAAGUGGAGGGCUAUGAUGCUUCCCGACAGAUAUAUCGACCACGGGGCUCCAGCUGACCAGAUUGAAGAAGCCGGGCUCACCCCAAAGCACAUUGCAGCCACUGUUCUAUCUCUAAUUGGUGAGCACAAGGAGAGUCUGCACCUCAUCGACAUAUAAUCGGAUAGAUGUGCGCAUGACACGGCUGAUUUCAGACGAGAGGCCAAAUCUGAUUUACAAUUUGUCGCCAUUUCUUCAAUUCUCGUGUGCUGUAAAUAAAGAAAUUGAUGGGAAUAGCGGAUGCAUGUGAUGACAAGAGAGAACGAUCGAACUUCUCCUGUACCUAUCAAAUGGAUGCUGUGAAGUGCUUGCAUUUCGAGAAAUAAUAUACAGUCGAAAUCAGAUUGCAUAAAACUAGCAUAUUGCCUUUCGUGGCUUCUUUAAAGCUUGGUACAUAGUUUGAAUGUAGAUGAAGCUUUUAGUUUUCACAAGAAAGUGUAACCAAAAAAAAUAAUAAUAAUAAUAAUCAUCAUCAUCAUGAUGCU